Messenger RNA from Ordospora pajunii, 2061 nucleotides. Its product is annotated as MCMP-loop domain-containing protein. Gene Ontology annotation, biological process: mitotic DNA replication initiation; double-strand break repair via break-induced replication; DNA strand elongation involved in DNA replication. Gene Ontology annotation, cellular component: MCM complex; nucleus. The record is from RefSeq and is a predicted model, not a curated record. Gene Ontology annotation, molecular function: single-stranded DNA binding; ATP hydrolysis activity; single-stranded DNA helicase activity. The coding region runs from base 1 to 2061 and encodes 686 amino acids. Lineage: Eukaryota; Fungi; Microsporidia; Ordosporidae. The transcript has a single exon.
AUGGAAUCGAAUUGCAUAGAGGCAUUCAAGAGCUUUGCUGAAGAGUACCGCACAGCACAAGGCAAGGAUAUUGCAGAGGUGAUUGCAAAGAUGCCGCAUGACGGUGAGCAGCGCGUGCUUUUGAACAUGAACGAGAUCAGGGUCUUUGACAAAUCGCUAGCAAAGGGCAUUAUUGACAAUCCUAUGAGUAUUGUUCCAUUCAUUGAAGAUGAGCUGAGCAUGAUUGGAGGGCGAAAGGUAUUUAUGGGUGUGUAUGGGUCGUUUGGCGAUUAUUCUGUGAAUCCAAGGACGCUUUCAAGUGCGUAUCUUGGAAGGAUGAUCUGCCUGGAAGGGAUAGUAACGUCGUGCUCGAUCUGCAGGCCGAAGGUGAUGAAGAGUGUUCAUUACAGUGCAGCCAGGAACCUGUUUUACUCGAAGGAGUACCGAGAUUCAACCAUGAUUACAAAGCUACCGAUUACCAAUACGGUGUAUCCAACUAGGGAUCCUGAGGGAGGUCUGCUAACGACUGAGUUUGGGCUUUCGGAGUAUUUUGAUUACCAAACUGUUGUAUUGCAGGAGAUGCCUGAGAAAGCGCCGCCCGGACAGCUACCCAGGUCUGUAGAGGUUGUGCUGUCGUUUGACCUUGUUGACAGGGUGAAGCCUGGAGACAGGGUGAAUAUGUAUGGAAUAUACAAGAGCCUUUGCUUUGGAGGACAAGGAUUUCCACUGAAGUUCAAGACAGUGCUGAUUGCAAACAACAUUGAAAGGAUAGGGAGGAAGAAGGAGGAGUGUGUGAAUGAGGCUGAGUUUCUAAGGCUUUCUGCAAUUCCGGACCUGCACAAGCUGGUUGCACCGAGUAUUUUUGGGCAUGAUGCAAUCAAGAGGUCGAUAGGGCUGCUUUUGGUUGGAGGAAAUGAGAUUGUGAUGAAGAACGGAAGUAAGAUCCGAGGAGACAUCAACAUUCUUCUUGUUGGGGAUCCGUCCACUGCAAAGAGUCAAUUGCUAAGGUAUGUUAUGAAUGCAGCACGGCUGUCUGUUGCAACAACAGGGAAAGGAUCGAGCGGAGUGGGGCUGACAGCAGCAGUAGUACAGGAUAAGGAUACGGGCGAUAGAAGAUUGGAAGCGGGGGCAAUGGUGCUGGCAGACAGGGGAGUCGUGUGCAUUGAUGAGUUUGACAAGAUGAAUGACGGAGAUCGGGUAGCAAUACACGAAGUGAUGGAGCAGCAGACGGUGACGAUAGCGAAAGCAGGGAUUCACACGACGCUGAAUGCAAGAUGCUCUGUGCUUGCCGCGGCGAAUCCGAUGUGGGGGCAAUACAGAGAGAACAAGUCGCCACAGGAGAAUGUACGGCUGCCUGAGAGUCUUUUGACGCGAUUUGAUCUGAUAUUUGUGACGCUGGACAAGUCGAACACAGACAUUGAUCAGAUGAUUUCGAGCCAUGUUCUGAGAAUGCAUAUGCUUGAGAAUGGAUAUGAUGAGCCUGCUGGAGUUAGCCAAGAUGUUUUCAGGGCGUAUAUUCAGUGCUGCAAGCAAAAACGACCUGUGCUUUCGAGGGAUGCGGCGGGGCUGAUAACAAAGGAGUACACAUUAUUGAGGCAAAGCAAAGACAGGAAGGAGCAGGUUGUGUCCAUAACACCCCGGCUGCUUGAGACGAUGAUACGCCUUGCGACUGCAAAUGCAAAACUAAGGCUCAGCGAUGUUGUUGAGUAUUCUGAUGCAGAGUGUGUGAUAUCGCUGAUCAAAGACUCGCUGUUCCAGAAGGUGAUCAAGCCAGGAAAGAAAGUGAAGGUUGCAGGCACGGAUGAGAAUGACGAGUUUGCGAUUGAUAGCACAGGAAGUGGAUUGAAGCAAGAUCUGGAGGCAGUGAUGCUUGGCGAUGACAAGGCAGAGUACGUCAGCAAUGCAUUGUAUGAAUACAGCAUUGAUCUGAAUAAUCCAAGAGUUUUUGGAAUUGAUGAGUUUGUAGAACGUCUUGGGGUAGAUGCAGGCGUGACAUUGCAAGAGGUUGAGAAGGUGCUUCAAGAUCUUGCCGCCAAGGAUUUGAUUCUUUUUGAGAAUGGAAGGAUAUACCUAAUCAACUAG